Messenger RNA from Knipowitschia caucasica, 2574 nucleotides. The record is from the annotation of a GenBank genome assembly. Lineage: Eukaryota; Metazoa; Chordata; Actinopteri; Gobiiformes; Gobiidae.
AUGAGUGCAGCUGGAGAGCACACAGACAUCCUGUCAGUGUCAGACGUGGUCCGGGAUCGAUGGAAAGUGCUCAGAAAGAUUGGUGGUGGAGGCUUUGGGGAGAUUUAUGAGGUGCUGGACCAGCUGACCCAGGCCACUGUGGCUCUGAAGGUGGAGUCAGCACAGCAGCCCAAACAGGUGCUCAAGAUGGAGGUGGCAGUGCUCAAGAAGCUCCAGGGUAAAGAUCAUGUGUGCCGUUUUGUUGGCUGUGGGCGAAAUGACCGCUUCAACUACGUGGUGAUGGAGCUGCAGGGGAGGAAUCUGGCAGACCUGCGCAGGACCAUGGCCCGGGGAACCUUUUCUGUCUCCACUACACUACGCCUGGGCAAGCAGAUCCUGGAGGCCAUUGAGAGUAUCCACUCUGUGGGCUUUCUGCACCGCGACAUUAAGCCUUCUAACUUCGCUAUGGGGAGGCUGGCCAGUACAUGCCGUUGCUGCUACAUGCUGGACUUCGGCUUGGCGCGACAGUUCACAAACUCAAGCCAGGAAGUACGGCCGCCGCGUCCUGUGGCGGGCUUCAGAGGAACGGUCCGAUACGCUUCUAUCAAUGCUCACAAAAACAAAGAAAUGGGGCGCCAUGAUGACCUGUGGUCUCUGUUCUACAUGUUGGUGGAGUUCACAGUGGGCCAGCUUCCCUGGAGGAAAAUCAAAGACAAGGAACAAGUGGGAAACUUAAAGGAGACGUAUGACCACCGGCUGAUGCUCAAACACCUGCCCUCAGAGUUUAGCAUGUUCCUGGACCACAUCUCCACUCUGGACUACUUCACCAAACCCGACUACCAGCUCCUGACGUCCGUGUUCGACAAAGCCAUGAAAUGCCAUGGCGUGCUGGAAAACGAGGCGUACGACUGGGAGAAGUGCGACACAGAAGACACCCUCAACAUCACGGCUGCCGCAAACACUCAGCAGCUCACCCGCCUCACCCCAGCUUACUUAGGGAUGGCCAACGCGUCUGUGCUACCGGGUGAGCUGCAGCGCGAGAACACAGAGGACGUACUGCAGGGAGAGAGGCUGAGUGACGCUGACAACUGCCCCCCCAUCCCCACCCCUACCACAGCGCCCCCCGCUGGGGAGUCCUGGGACCACACAGAGCGCAACCGCAACCUCAAGCCAGCCACCCAGCCAGUCAUCCGGAAGGUGGUGAGUGAGGAUGAACACAGUCAGAACCAGGGGAACCAGUCUCCAAACACCGGCUCCAUGCAGAGCUCCCCGCGCCGGGUGCGCUCUGAGACCAUGUUUUUGGAGAGAGCAGCCCCUCUGCUUCGCCGCAUCAGACACAGUCAGAGUCUGGCCUUCGAGAAGAGACUGGCCCCGGAGCCCAAGCCCACCAUUGAGCGCUUUCUUGAAGCAUACCUAGGGAAGCAGCGUCCCAUUCUUUUCCAUGUGGGGGAGAAGUCCAUCCCAGAGAGGGCAGCACAGAGCGGGGCAGAGGACAAGUACUCUGGCACCGCCACCCCAGACCCAGAGGAGGGCUUUGUGGCCCUCAACCUCAGCCCCAUGCCACAGGAGGGAAACAGCCAAGAGUGGGUCAUGUUGGAGCUGGAGCAGGGGAGCCAAGCCAAAGGAGAGGGGCCUAAAGAGGAUAAUACUGGAACUGUCCCAUUUGAGGAGUCAGAAGCUCCAGAGCGCCAGACCUUGGUCCCUUCCAGCCCUGUCCUGUCUCCAGUGUCCGUCCCAGGGACCUGGCUCCUGGGACACCGCAGACUUCCUGGAAUGUUUGGACACAUGCCAUCAGUCAUGAUGGGCCGCAGCCAAGAGCAGUCAUCCAGUGGUCUGUCUCAGUCCCCAGUGCAGGACAGGAGUGACAGCAUCCCCUUGGAGGCUCCUCUGGCUCAGGCUGAGGACGAAGACCCCACCAAAGAGACUGCAAAGACCCCUGCCAAGUCCUCCACACCCCACCUGACUCCGGAGCGUGACCCAGAGAGUGACUCUGGUCUGCCUGACCGCUCAUCCGAUCCUCCGCAGCAGCCACCUGCCCCUGUGCUCCGUGCAGGCUCUCCGAGGUUUAGCCGCAUCCCCGUCAGAGACUGUACCGGGAACAAGCGCUGGAGCAGCCCCCUGCACGGCUCACCCACACACUCGCCCUCGCCUUCCCUGUCCUGUGACAACCUGCCCUGUGCCCUGCCCCGCGACCGUCUGUCCUGGGAGCGUGACGAGCCACUGUCCCUCAGCUCCAGCUCAGGGAGCAGGAGCAAGAUCCCCCGUCCCGUCAGCGCCACCUUUGUGUCGGAGCAGAUCACCGGCAAGUUCAUGCCCAGGCCGCCCCCAGGCAGGCCCCCGCUGCGUGUUGGGGCGGACCAAAAUUACAGAAGACGUCGCCUGCGGAUGCGCGCCUCCAGCACCAGUGACGCAGACUUCCUCUCCAGCCUGAGUGCCCUGGUCCAGGAGCGGGCGGGGCUUCUACUGAGCCCGCCACCUCGCCCUCGCAGCUCAUCCUCCUGUCUUCAGCGCUCACUCAGCUCGUCCCCGCCACCACCCGCCACACGUACGCCACCACCUGCACGCCCUCAUGAUAGGAGCAGAGUGGUGCGGUGA